AUGGAAAUUGACACCGUGGCUGCAUUGAUUUGCUAUAUAAUCAUGGCUGUCGGUUGGUAUUUUAUUACUGUACAAUUAGCUAAAGCCUAUUUCGAUCGACUUAAACAACGUUCAGCAUCAUGGUCAACAGUAUCAUCUAGCGCGUUAAGUGGACUCGUAGCUGGCUUUCUCUAUGGUUUUGUUGUUUAUGGUGUUUACAACUGUACUACACGUGCUAUUUUUGGAAGUCGCUAUCCGAUUUCAUUACUUUUACAGGAUUUGGCAUGGGGUUCACUUUAUAAUAUGGUUUUUACUUGUGUCUAUAUGCUUAUUUGGUAUAAAUUGAGUAGCCCAAUCGAAUUGUAA
This is a messenger RNA of Rotaria socialis, 345 nucleotides long. Lineage: Eukaryota; Metazoa; Rotifera; Eurotatoria; Philodinida; Philodinidae. The record is from the annotation of a GenBank genome assembly.